AUGUAUCGACCAUCAAUAUUACUACUCAUUGUUGUUCUAUUUUUUCUGGGAGUAAAUGGAUCAAUAUUAGAAGACAAGAAUAAUUGUACAUACACUUCAAAAGUGUCUGGCAACUAUGAAGAUGCACAGAGUUGGUCUUGUGUUCCCACAUUUGAAACCAAUAUGGUGAUCAAUACAACAGUGGUAGUGUCUACCAAUACUACCAACUCUAAUAUUUACAGUGUCAAUCGAUAUGUCCAGAAUGGAGGUUCACUCGUACUAAAGUAUAUUGCUCAAUCGAUUUACGAUCAGACCUUUAUCGUUGGUGAAAACUCUUCCAUCGUCAUUUCCAACAACAAAACAACAAUGACUAUUGACAAGGGAAAGGUAUUAUCCAUUACACAAGGUGCUACAUUCUUAAUUUCAAAAUCAUCAAUCUUGAUUGAAACACCAUUGGUUAAUAUUUCAAAUUCUGGAAAAUAUAUUUUUGAUAAAUCAAAAGGAAUCAUUCCACCAUUUCACAUGUCAUAUGGUAGUUUAUUCAAUACCACACCAUCAUCUGAAAUUCAAAUCCGUCCAGUUGAUUUUGAGAGUAAUGAUACAUUGACUUUAGAUAGUGGAUCAAGAUUCAUUUCAAUUCUAUCAAAUAUCUCUUCUAAAGUUGAAACAAAGAUAUCUGAUUCCCAAGUCACCAUGAUUGGAUCUUUUUUUAAUCAAAAAAAUUCAAACUAUACAACUAAAUUAUCAAAGAUAUUGUUUAGCAAUUCAUCGAUUACUUUUAGAAAUUCAUCGUUUUCAUUUAUAGAUAGUAGUAUUACAUUUAAUAAUUCAGAUAUACAUUGGGAUCAAUUAACACCUCCAGAAGAAGGAAAUGGAAAUAGUUCAACAAAAUCUAAUUAUACAGAUUAUACUAGAAUCAAUCUAUUCAAUUCGACUAUUAUUAAUAUUGGUGAUGGUAGUAAUGGUGCAUUCCAUCUUGGAAGAGUAUUAUUGACUAUAGGCCAAGUCAAAAACUCAUCUAUUUGUCAAUUGAUCAAUAAUGCCAGUAUGACCUUAUCAAAUGUAUCCAAUAUAAAUAAUAAUGAUUUUUAUAUUUAUAAUAAUGGAUAUUUAGAUAUUAGUGGAGGUGUUUUAAAUGCAAGUCUUGUACCAUCAAAUUCUAUGGCUAGUAGAUUAGUUUUAAAACGUGCUACACUCUCUUCAAAACAACCAAUUAUUCUUAAUAAGGGAUCGAUUGAAGGUAUCGGUGAAAUCGAUGGAUUCUUGAAUAUUAGUAAAUCAGCAUCACUAGGUAGAUACCCAGAACCAUCAAUCAUCAACUUUACCAAACCAGUAGCAUUUGAAUUUAAUUCAACCAUUCAUGUCAUUUUGAAUUCGAAUCAAAUGUAUCAAACUAAUUAUACUUUCAAUUCUACGAUUGAAAUGAUGAAUGCAACGAUGAAUCUAACAAUAGACGUAUGGUUUUUGCUAACGAAAUCAAAUGAAAGCUUUGCUGGAGAGUACUUGGUGGUGGGAUUUAACUCUACGAUGGAAGGACAACGCGUCAACAAUGUCAAGCUUCUCGUCGACUUGGUUGGAUUCCCCGAACCAUAUAAAGCUACCCUAAAAAAGGCUUGUAGAUUUAGUACUGAAAUUGGUCCAAAUGGUUUGUCGAUCACAUGGAACAGUUGCAGCAUUGCUAGAGAAAAAGAGAAACUCGUAGGCUCCUCUAUACUCUUUUUGUUUAUGUCUCUAAUCUUGGUAGUUGUCAUUGCAUUUAUAGGUUAUCAUUUAAAUACUCAUCAUUUAAUUUGA
Cavenderia fasciculata is the source of this 1773-nucleotide messenger RNA. RefSeq lists its product as uncharacterized. Bases 1 to 1773 code for a protein of 590 amino acids. The record is from RefSeq and is a predicted model, not a curated record. The transcript is spliced from 6 exons. NCBI's taxonomy places the organism in Eukaryota, Evosea, Eumycetozoa, Acytosteliales, Cavenderiaceae.